UCACACCAUUAUCUGAGAUCGAUCAAUCAGUCGCAACUAGAAGGUAGUAAACUCAAUCCCGAUCCUCGCCCUACCACCCGACGCAACCUCAUCCAACUCCAAUAUGGCUCAUCCAGGGGUACAAGAACAAAUCAUUCAACAAAUGAGAGAAAUGGAAGGCCGCCUCAACGCCCUUCAAGAGCAAAACAGAAAUCUCCUUCAAAUGCAAGCCCAGAAUUCAGGCUCACAGAACGAUACCAUGCGACUCAGCAUGCCCACCUUGGCCAAGACCACGGAUAGGGAUUUCUAUCGCUUCGAAGCCUCAGCCAGGGCAGUAGCAGCCGCCAAUGGGUGGAGCGUAACCCAAUUGGUCAGAGCAGUCACAGCCAACGUCCGCAAAGGAGCAAUGGACCUCCUUAUGUCUGUCGUCAGGGACCCCGCCGCAUUUCGCACUAUGGACGACUUUUGGGCACGAAUUAGGCAACAAUUCGUCUCACCAGCCCAUCGACAAAUCGCUCGCGCUGACUAUGAGAGAAGACAUCAGCAUCCCAAAGAAGAGAUCCGUAGUUUCCACAACGCGCUGUAUCAGUUAUGGGAGGAUGGUCAUCUUGAAGAAGAUGAACCAUGGAGAUCAAACCCACAACUAUCCGAGCCAUAUCCAGGAGCCCGCACCGACCCACCAGGGUUCAGAUCAGUUAAGCUGAUUAACCACUUUCUCGCUGGUUUGUUAGACGACAAAAUUCGCAUGAAAAUUAAGGACACUAUAAGCAUGGGAGUUAACAUUACCACGUACCCCGAAGCCCUUACCCGAGCGUUGGAAUUUUAUGCUAACAAGGAAAGAACCCGGACCGAGAGGAGAAGACUUCACGCUGAUCAUGGAUCCCACAUCCAGCACAGAAAGCCAGAGUAUUUCAAGCCACAGGAACGCACAGAGUCAACGGACAUAAGAUCCAUCCAGACACACAUAUCCUCCACUCGCAAAUGGUGCCGGUUACACCAGACGAACAGCCACGAUGACAAGGAAUGUAUCGUGCAGCAGAGGAGAGCCACGCAGCCUAGAGAUAAGUUAACGCCGACGCCACAACUCCGCCAGAAGCUGGACACAGUCAAAUAUGGCAACACUUGCAAACGGUGCAACGGCAAGGGACAUUGGGCCCGACAAUGCGCAUCCAAGCCCUCAUCCCGGGACGACAACCUGAAGAGUCAUCAUCACAUGACUGCUAGGAGUCAUACACACUUUCACAUACACAUUUUCAUACACCCUUUCGACUCCCUGGACCUGGAGGCCUUUUACAAGCUCCCUUACCUCACGGACAUCAAGCAGGGCAAGCUACGGAUAGUGGUCCCAGUACCCGCCCACAACAUAAAGGAGACGUUCUCUCUAUACCGGCACCUGGCCAUGCCCAUCUUCACCAAACAAGGCCAGGAAAGUGUAGUACGGAACCCAAAGGACUACCUUAUCCUCAACAAAGAGAGUACCCUCCACCAAGAGCUGAAUCAGGCCGACCUGAGCACCUGUCUCAAAGUGCGACUACUCUAUCUGUGCCCUCAGAUACGAGUGGUGGUAAAGACAGCCACCACCAGUUGCCUUUUCGCCCUAUUCCAAGGCCAGGCUACCAACAUCCGAGAGAAAUGCCCACCCGCUAUUCCACCACCAAACAGCGGAAUGGAGUUUCACCAAGUAGGACCUGAAACAUUUCUGGUCUUAAUUCGCCAAGUUGAAAAAGUCCAAAUUACCUGCCGCAACAGAACUACAAUAAAGAGAGAAUAUUUGCCGGGAACCACAACCCUAACACUUCCUAAUGGCUGCCAAUUCAACACGGCAGAUCUUUAUGUCUCAGCCACUUGAACUGGCUGGAUAGGCCAAGAAGUAGUAAUUAUCCCACCUAUAGAUCUACUUGCCCUUGCUGCAAGACUAGAAUAUGAGAACGUUUUGACGGAUAAACAUCGGAAACCGGUCAUCAUGGCGAAGUUCAUGCAAAGCCCAGUGCAAAGAUCCAGUUUGCAAAAGUCCACCAAUCAGCAAGCUGGAAGCAUCAUAAUUCCGAGAAUUAUGGUCUUAAUCCGACCAUUGGCUUUUGUGGAAAGUGCAUUGGCAGAGAUAGCCUGGCAGUUAGUAACAUAGGCCCUCCCAUUUUGAAUAUAAACCCCUACUCCUGUCCAUAGCAUUAAGUUCUAGUUUAGACUUCAUAGUGUUAAGUGCUCCACCUUGCUUGAAAUAAAGUAUACUCCGACAAUCAUCCUCAUUCAGUGUUUUUAGUGCUUUAGUGCCUACCAUAAGUUGGAAAUUCCAAGUGUUUCCUGGGGUCGCCAUUUGGUUUGUCUUAACAGCGGAAUCAAGAUCGAAAUCCUUACAAAAAUUGGGGCAGUCGAUAGGAUACUGACUCCAUCACCACUUCUAGAAACAGCAAGACUAGAACAUCAGAACGUUUUGAGGGAUAAACAACGGAAACCGGUUAUGAUGGCGAAGUUCAUGCGAAGCCAAGUGCAAAGAUCCAGUUUGCAAAAAUCCACCAAUCAGCAAGCUGGAAGCAUCAUAAUUCCGAGAAUUAUGGUCUUAAUCCGACCAUUGGCUUUUGUGGAAAGUGCAUUGGCAGAGAUAGCCUGGCAGUUAGUAACAUAGGCCCUCCCAUUUUGAAUAUAAACCCCUACUCCUGUCCAUAGCAUUAAGUUCUAGUUUAGACUUCAUAGUGUUAAGUGCUCCACCUUGCUUGAAAUAAAGUAUACUCUUACUAUCAUGCUCACUCAGCGUUCUUAGUGCUUUAGUGCCUAACAUAAGUUAUAAAUUCCAAGUGUUUCCUAGGGGUCGCCAUUUGGUUUGUCUUAACAGCGGAGUCAAGAUCCAAAUCAUUACACAUUUUUGCGAUAGAGAAAAUCGAUAUCAAUUAUUUGGGAAAUUGAAUUAACAUAUAACCGGGGCAUUUUGGGGUUAAAAACGAUGAAAUUUGGACCACUAAAUCCGAUGUAUCCAAGUAGCGGUGAAAUAGCUGAUAUCAUAAUUCAUAUUCAAGAGCUAACUAAAUGUGCUCCCAACUUACAUUGGGUAGUUUUUUUUUAAAUUUUAGUAUUCAUAAUGUUUGUAGGUAUGUAAGUUUUUUAUGUGGGCUAGAAUUUCAUAAAGCAAUAAAGUCAAAAUUGUUCCCCAUAGUUUUCUGAGGGAAAAAAAUGCCAAGAUGUGCUUGGGAAUUUCCAUCAAAACUUUCAAGGGUAAUUUUACCACUGUGGGGUGUUUCUACAACUUUCUUGAUAUAUUGUUUUGGAGAGUCUGUCUAUCUUUCCCUUUCUUAGACAUUAGAACUUUUAUUAAAAUCGGCCAUGAAAUGCCUUACUUGUCGCAACCAUUUUACUUGGAAUCAAAUAGUAAAUGAUCUUAAAAGUCUAAAAUUGACCUUUUCCAACAACAAUCUGAAUCUUUGAUAGGAUAAAAAAAUCCUUGUGCUCUUUGAACCUGAGAAAAUAUUAUUAAAAGCCUUGGAGAUAAUUGAAAUUAGAAUUUAUGAAUUGCGCAGUGGUGCUUUUUAUAUUUUUCAGAUUCUACUCCUUAUGACUGUUCUUCUUUGAAAGGCCAUAAAAUCAUAUGGAUUUUUUUGCCGCACCAGAUUACAAGGCAAAUCUAGUAGUUCUGCAUGAUGAUUUUGACGUUGGGAAAUCACGAUUAACUUCUCUCAACAUCGUCAAUGACAAAUACACAUCGUGGAAUUCAAGGUUUCUGUAUCUCGUUACUUUGACCAAGACCUCAAAUGGAUGAAUGCUCUUCACGAGGAAAAUUUGCCAUUUCCCGCCAAUUGUGAUCCAAUUUUGCAUCGCUCUUAUUCAAUUCGACAUUGGCCAGAUACGUUCAAUUUACCGUCCUGAAAAUAGACGGAGUUGGUGGGACCGUGUUUUAUUUCAGAUUGUACUAAUACAUUACCUUUUUCAAGAUCUUGUGAACAACGCAUAAUCUAGAAUAAAAAAUCAGCGUCACACCUUUUGAA
Molecule: messenger RNA, 3953 nt
Organism: Tigriopus californicus
Lineage: Eukaryota; Metazoa; Arthropoda; Copepoda; Harpacticoida; Harpacticidae
Exons: 2
Coding region: 104-1828 (574 amino acids)
Molecular function (GO): nucleic acid binding; zinc ion binding
Source: RefSeq, a predicted model, not a curated record